AUGGCAGACAUUACAUCCGGCCCUACCAUUCCCAUUCCUGAAACCAAUUAUCUUUCCUAUAUUUUCGAGGGGCCCUACAAUGAAAAGAAAGCAUGGCCAUCAACAGAGCCAAUCCUGGUAUCUACUGAAGAGGCAGACCCUUCUUACACCAUCGAUAACAUCAAAGACUUCGCCAAGCGUCUAGGAUGUGGUCUUCAUCAUAUCGGGGCACGAGGAAAGCGGGUCAUGCUCUAUGGCGAGGCAAAUAUACAUUUCCCCCUUGCUCUCCUGGGGGUUAUGGCAGCAGGUUCUGCGUGCGCUAUUAUUCCACCUUCUUCCGUACACCACAUCGCAUUCUAUCUGCGACAGAUGGAGGCCGGGUUCAUUCUUUGCGGUCCCAAUGACGUACCGCGAACGUGUGAUGCCGCAAGUCAAGUGGGGAUCCCUCCAGAGCAUGUUUUUGUCGUGGACAGAUCGGUUUCCGAUAUCGGCUCCACCAAUGAGCAACAGGUACGGCAUUGGAGCUGGCUCUUGAGCGCCCCUGGAGGCAGUGAGUACGUCUGGCCACGUCUUGGGGAGGAGAGUAAAAAUGCCGAAGCAGUCUUAUUAUGUACAUCAGAAACGACAGGAAACCCUAAGCUGGCAGUCCGGACACAUUAUAACCUCGUUGCCAAUGCGGAGUCUGUGUUAUACAAUCGCAGUCGCGAAUUGAAGGAUGUGAAAGAUACGCUAUUCUGUGCUUUCAAGUUCUACGGGGUUGGAUUCAUCACACAUGCCCUGCUGGUAUCACUCAAAGCACGCACCAGGACCAUUUUCAUGCCCAAUUUUGAGAUGCAGACUUGGUUUCGAACAAUACACCGACUUCGUCCUACCUUAUUGAUGAUUCCAAAGCACGUUUUGAAUGAACUGGUUAUGUUCAAGGACGACGAUAAACCUGAUCUCUCCAGUGUGAAGUGUGUGAUCACCGGAGCUGCAACAAUCUCUUUAACAUUACGCAAUGCUUGGGCUGAAAAAUAUGGAAAUCCCCUCUUCUCCGUAAUGGGAAUGACCGAACUUGGAUUCGUCACUGGGGAGGAACUUGGCUUGCCUCGAAUAAAUGAUACCGUCGGGAAGUUGCUACCUAACGUACAAGUAAAGGUUGUCGAUGGAAAAGGUCAAUUCCUCAAACGUGGUCAGCAAGGAGAGCUGUGGUAUUCGUAUCCUGGAAUUAUGAAAUGCUAUUGCAACGAGCCUGAGAAGACGGCGCUCACUGUAACGGAAGAUGGUUGGCUCAAGUCGGGCGAUAUUUGCUCUAUUGAUAAAGAGGGCUAUUUGUACGUUGCUGGUCGAUCUAAGGACAUGUUUAAACUAAACGGGUCGGACAUCUCUGGUGCGCAAAUAGAAGGAGGCAUUAUACUCCAUCCGGAUGUAAAGGAAGCUAGUGUAGUUCCUGUCACACUUCCCGGCGAAGAAGAACCAGCACCCUACGGGUUUAUCGUGAAAAAGCCUGGGUCCAGCCUUACCAUCGACGAGUUUAUGCAAUGGAUAGCACAAGAGCUAACAGCAAAUAUGAAGUUGUACGGUGGUGUCUCAUUUAUGCACGCUCUUCCUUUAUCCACUUCUGGGAAUACGAAGACGGAUCAGCAAGCCCUGAAGAAGAUGGCACAGGCGGAAGUUGAUACUCGAUACAAAUCGAAGAAGGAUAGUUAGGGAUCAUCACAAACAAUUAUUAGUUAUCCUAUAUGCCCCUAUCCAGACAUCCAAGUCAACUUUUCAGGCAUAAUAGAAGGCAACCAUAAAAUAAUAACUUUAUGACG
Molecule: messenger RNA, 1775 nt
Organism: Aspergillus ruber CBS 135680
Lineage: Eukaryota; Fungi; Ascomycota; Eurotiomycetes; Eurotiales; Aspergillaceae
Product: AMP-binding enzyme
Exons: 6
Coding region: 1-1668 (555 amino acids)
Biological process (GO): secondary metabolic process
Molecular function (GO): CoA-ligase activity
Source: RefSeq, a predicted model, not a curated record